Messenger RNA from Lycium ferocissimum, 1046 nucleotides. RefSeq names its product enoyl-CoA delta isomerase 1, peroxisomal-like. The transcript has a single exon. Bases 154 to 894 code for a protein of 246 amino acids. Gene Ontology annotation, molecular function: delta(3)-delta(2)-enoyl-CoA isomerase activity; enoyl-CoA hydratase activity. Lineage: Eukaryota; Viridiplantae; Streptophyta; Magnoliopsida; Solanales; Solanaceae. Gene Ontology annotation, cellular component: peroxisome. Gene Ontology annotation, biological process: fatty acid beta-oxidation. The record is from RefSeq and is a predicted model, not a curated record.
AAAGGAGUAACUAGAAUCAAGGCUUUACACAAUUGCAACUUGAAGUAUAAAGAGAUUGAUUAUCCUUCAAACUGGAAGGGGAAACUCACUAGUAAUACUCCAUCUUUCAUUACCACCGCCCUCUUAAUUUCUUCCAUAGACAGAACAGAAGAUAUGUGCACAUUAGAGAAGAGAGGCAACAUCUUCUUCCUAACCUUAACCGGCACUGAUGAACACCGUUUAAACCCCAACCUUAUCGACUCCAUCAGAGCCGCUCUCCACACUGUCCGGUCUGAAGUUACUUCCUCUUCUUCUUCAGCUCUGAUUACCACAGCCCAAGGCAAAUUCUUCUCCAAUGGUUACGAUCUUAAAUGGGCCUUAGUGGACAAGGGCGCCAGGCUACAACUCAUAUCCAAAAAGUUCCGUUCUCUCGUUUCCGACCUAAUCAACUUGCCUGUCCCCACAAUCGCUGCUAUCACUGGACACGCAUCUGCUGCUGGGUUCGUCUUUGCGUUGUGUCAUGAUUACAUUAUGAUGCGUAAAGAUCGAGGUUUUCUAUACAUGAGUGAUCUCGAUAUUGGGUUUCAGAUACCUAUUUGGUUUUCGCCUUUGUUGAAGUGCAAAGUGGGGUCGCCUGCCGUUUGGCGUGAGGUGGUGUUGAAAGCGACUAAGUUGACGGGUGACAUGGCAGUUGAAAGGGGUAUCGUGGAUUCGGCUUAUGAUGGAGUGGAAGAGACAGUGGAGGCAGCUGUAAAGUUGGGUGAAGAAUUGGUGAGAAGAAAGUGGGAUGGGAAAGUGUAUGCUGGUUGUAGGAAAACACUGUAUGUGGAGUUAUUAAAUAAGCUUGGUACUGAUGAGACUGUGGGAGAUUAUGGGGACGACGAGCCAAACAAGAAGACACUGUCAAAGCUGUGACCGAUGUUACUAUGUACUAUCAGUAUGUUACCGAAUUUGAAUGUGUAAUACUAUGAAAAUAUUGUAUGUUCCCUGAAUUAACAUGUCCAUCAUUGUAUCUGUAAAUCAUGAAUAAACCAAAUGCAGGAAAUAAAAGGAGUAUUGAGUUUGAG